This is a messenger RNA of Candidula unifasciata, 2169 nucleotides long. NCBI's taxonomy places the organism in Eukaryota, Metazoa, Mollusca, Gastropoda, Stylommatophora, Geomitridae. The record is from the annotation of a GenBank genome assembly.
AUGUUCAGCUUUGAAGAAACUCAGGUUGAUUUUUACUUGCCGCAGCUUCUCAAUAUGUACAUACACAUGCAUGAUGUGGCAGAGGCAAUACAUCCUUAUCUUGUCAGCAGGUGCCGGAACUCUACCGAGUUCUCGAUUAAUGCAGCAUGGCUUCUCAGUGCCUACUCAGCUGAUACUCUUAAACCAAACUGGAAAAACUCUCAGGGCAUCAAACUGAGAGACAUGAUAUUAAAUGAGGAACUCAGGCCACUGGCCACGAGUCCGACUGGCAACCUUCACACAAAGUUUCCAAGCACACAGAGUCAUAGAAAAAGUCACCCCUCUGGAACAGGGGGCACCGGUCUGAUCAGCCCACCCCAGGCAUCAACACCGAUUGGUCAGCCGGCCGGGGGUCAGCCAGUUACCCCAAUGUCCACUUCCUUGCAGCUGGAGCAAGCUUCCUCCAACAGUCUGGUGAAGAAAACCCACCAGAGAUCACGCUCAGAAGCAACAGGUAUCUUUCCGAAGCACAGUGAGACGCCAGCCUCCCUAAGUACCAGCAGUUCCAGCUAUAUAGGAGAUCUGUCAUCCGGCCGAGCGUUUGAUAAUGGCUGUCUGUGUUAUGUGAAAUCUGAAGCGGUGCUUAACAGUUUGAAAGGAAGGGAAACCAUUUGUCAGUGUGAUGCCCCAAGGUUGUUGCCAGAGGAAGAAUUCAUUAAAGCACUUCUCAACAUUGGCAAGAAAUUACAGCCACUGCCAACAAAGGAGCUCAGAACAUCUCAGCUGAUUGCAGAACUGGCCCUGCUCAACUUGAAUCUGCCAGCAAGGGUGUGGUUACCAACAUGCCAGUCAAGGAACCAUCAUGUUGUGAGAAUACCUCACACCCAGGCUGUUGUACUCAACUCAAAGGAGAAGGCUCCAUACAUGAUCUAUGUGGAAGUUUUGAGGUGUGAGAAUGCAGCCACUAGCCAGGUGCCACAGAAGAUCCUGGAGAAUACGCUGCGGUUUACACGCUCUGAAGAGGACCUGACCCAGUUGGCUCAGCCCUCACAUGGAUCACCCCGGCCAGAGUUUAAUGUUUAUGGAUCGUUACAUGAUUUUGACGAUGCCGAUUGCUGGUCCCAAGAGGAUGAUGAUAUUAUUACGCUGGCCAACCACUGCAGAUCCAGCGACACCAUCUCUCAGUUUUCAACAGAGAGCUCCAUCAGUGCAGACAGCAAAGACCCAGUCUACAUCGCAGCUGGUGAUAUCAGGCGCAGAUUGUCUGAAAAUUUUGCUGCUCCAAAGAAAAAGUUUGAGCGUGAUCCUGAUGACCCUUCGGCCGCUGCUCUGAAGGAGCCCUGGGAGGACAAGGUGACACGUAUACGCCAGGCAUCCCCUUAUGGCCAUCUGCCAAACUGGCAGCUGAUGUCAGCUAUUGUGAAAGUAGGAGAUGACUUGAGGCAGGAGUUGCUGGUCUACCAGCUUCUGAAAAGGUUAAAGAUGCUGUGGGCUGAAGAACGCCUGCCCCUGUGGAUCAAGCCUUACAAGAUCGUGGUCACCUCUCGAGACAGUGGCAUGAUUGAGCCUGUCAUGAAUGCAGUCUCCCUGCAUCAGAUCAAGAAACACAGCAAGAUGUCCCUCCAUGAGUACUUUAUCCAUGAGUUUGGCCCCCCAACUAGUGAAGAGUUCCUUACAGCACAGAGGAACUUUGUUCAGAGCUGUGCUGGAUACUGCCUUGUGUGUUACCUGCUGCAGCUGAAAGAUAGACAUAACGGGAAUAUCCUGCUGGACUCAAAGGGCCACAUAAUUCACAUCGACUUUGGCUUCAUCCUUUCCAUCUCUCCUGGAAAAAAUCUGGGCUUUGAGAACUCCCCUUUCAAGUUGACCCAUGAGUUUGUUGAGGUAAUGGGUGGACUUGGAAGUGACAUGUUCGAGUAUUUCAAGAUUCUGAUGCUGCAGGGUUUCGUGGCCUCUCGCAAGCACAUGGACAAGAUUCUGCCACUUGUCGAGAUCAUGCAGACAGGUUCUCAGUUGCCCUGUUUUGGCAAAGGUGUCAGCGCAAUCCGAGCCUUCAAAGACAGAUUCCACAUGACUUCAACCGAGGAGCAGCUGCAGCUGAUUGUGGAUGGCCUGGUGGAGUCCAGCCUGCACUCCCUGACAACCAAGCUUUAUGAUGGAUUUCAGUAUUACACCAAUGGGAUUUUGUGA